Haliotis rubra (blacklip abalone) is the source of this 670-nucleotide messenger RNA. Its product is annotated as putative glutathione-specific gamma-glutamylcyclotransferase 2. Bases 75 to 626 code for a protein of 183 amino acids. Lineage: Eukaryota; Metazoa; Mollusca; Gastropoda; Lepetellida; Haliotidae. The record is from RefSeq and is a predicted model, not a curated record. The transcript is spliced from 3 exons. Gene Ontology annotation, molecular function: glutathione specific gamma-glutamylcyclotransferase activity; gamma-glutamylcyclotransferase activity. Gene Ontology annotation, biological process: glutathione catabolic process. Gene Ontology annotation, cellular component: cytoplasm.
CAACUUUUGACGUCACAGACACUGGAAGCUCUGGCAAACAGUUGUAAACGAGUCGCUGAAGUUGGGAGUCGAAAAUGUGGGUAUUUGGCUACGGGUCUCUCAUAUGGAAGGUGGACUUUCCAUAUGAGACUAAAGUUGUUGGAUUUAUAAAAGGAUUUGCGCGGCGGUUUUGGCAAGGAAGCGAAGACCAUCGCGGCGUACCAGGCAAGCCUGGCCGUGUUGUGACUCUUGUUCCAUCCAGUAAUACAGAGGAGGUGGUGUGGGGAGUUGCAUACAAGAUCCAUGAGUCGGAUGUGGAGAAGGUGAUCUCACACCUCAACUUCCGCGAGAAGGGUGGAUACGAGCAAACAGUGGUGACCUUCCAUCCUCAAGACGCUACCAUGCCCGAGUUCCAUCUUACGCUGUACAUUGGUAACACUGACAACCCGUUUUACUUGGGCCCGGCCCCUCUGGAGGACAUCGCACAUCAGAUCUACCACUCUGUCGGACCAAGCGGGAAGAACAUUGACUACCUUCUCAACCUAGCAACCGCGAUCCGGCAACUUGCACCUGAAGCAGCUGACCAACAUAUAUUCGACUUGGAAGGCGCCGUCAAACAACUGUCAUCACAGAGUAAAAUGUUAUGAUGUUUGUAGAACUUUUAAACUAAUGAAUGGAAUAUGGAUGAUUU